AUGCCCGAGAAGUCGAUGAUUCUGCGCCGCAGAGAAGCCAACCGUCUGGCCGCUCAGCGUUUUCGCAAUCGUAAGAAGGGCUAUCAGGACAGCCUCGAGGACCGCGUACGCACCCUGGAACUUGAGCGCGACGAGCUGCUCGAGCGGGUGGAGGUAGCAGAGGCGGCGACGGCGGGACGUGAUCCACACACUGUUUGGUCCACUCCUUCGGCAAAGCACCGCCGGUCAGGGACUGGGUCUUCUACGACAUUCCUUAGUCGCAAAGGUGGCAGUGGCACUCUUCCUCCCACUACAACGGAUGAGAGCCUGCGGUUGAGUGGUGUCGAAGCAGCCAACCGGCGUUUGCAAGACGAAAACAAAUGGCUGCAGGAGGAUAAUGCUCGGCUGCAGGACAUGCUGGACCGUUGGGUGGAGUGGAGCGGACGAGUGAACCAGACUCGGUCAAGGAGCUACGAUGCGCCGUAUGAUCCUCCGUACGAUGAGAGUGGCUAUCACCAGCAUCCGGCUCCACCGCCGCGGUCGAGCCACGGACAGGUACCUCCACAGUACGGAGGACUUGAUCCGUAUCGGAGUCAUCCCCAGUGGUCCACCUCCCCCAACCUGCAGCACCACGACCUCCGGAGAUAA
Cutaneotrichosporon cavernicola is the source of this 627-nucleotide messenger RNA. RefSeq lists its product as uncharacterized. The transcript is spliced from 3 exons. The coding region runs from base 1 to 627 and encodes 208 amino acids. Gene Ontology annotation, biological process: regulation of DNA-templated transcription. The record is from RefSeq and is a predicted model, not a curated record. Lineage: Eukaryota; Fungi; Basidiomycota; Tremellomycetes; Trichosporonales; Trichosporonaceae. Gene Ontology annotation, molecular function: DNA-binding transcription factor activity.